This is a messenger RNA of Blepharisma stoltei, 4422 nucleotides long. NCBI's taxonomy places the organism in Eukaryota, Ciliophora, Heterotrichea, Heterotrichida, Blepharismidae. The record is from the annotation of a GenBank genome assembly.
AUGUCUUAUAUUCAAGAUUAUCAAAGAGGCCUCCAGCCAACCUUGCCUAAAAACAAAUCUUCUUUAUUCGAAGAAUUAUUAAAAUGGCGUGAUCUGGCAUGACCUCUGGUGGGCCCGUAAGUUGAUUCGGUACUAAGGAGAAGAGCGAUAUUGUGGUAGUUCUCUGGGUGGGUUUUUCGUCCAGGGUUAUCCCUUUAUCUUUUACCUGGAUUGCAGACGUGCCUACCGGUGCAAUGUUUUCAGCACUCCUUAGGAACAUUAGCGAACCUUAAGCACCAUGAAGGAGACAAAGAUGGAGCUCUGUCGGAGGUCGAGGGAAUUUUUGUAGUUUGUCGGACUCAGAAGACAGGUAGAGUGAUCUCCUGAGAGACCUCCAACGAUCCAUUUUUUGGGACAUCAAGAGACUCGAGAACAUUGCUUAGUGCCUCUUAGUCUUAGUCUUAGUUAAAUUUAUAGAGUAGCUCCCGGCCAGGACCGAAGGUCCUUUUCUUCCGCCUUUUGGACGCCUCGCUUGCUUUCCUUGCCCUGCUCCCAGUGUGCACCUAAGUGCCACAGGCUACCACUCAGCUCCUUCCGGUCAUGGGGCUUGGUCAUGCUAUCCCGGAAGUAGGCGAACUGGGUCACCGUGCUUCACGUCGCCAGACUAGGGUUAGAGCUAAGGAUUAACUCCUUAGCUCUUGUCGGCUCCUGCCAUGCCCUCCAAAUUGGCACUAGCGGUCCCUAGAGGAAAAACCCUUUUUGCCCCGUGUCCUAUCGGGACGACCCUAGGAUCGUCGUUGCUAGACUGGGAGGGAAACCUAGCCGGACACAAACUACCAGUACCCAUUCCAGACCUUUCCCUUGGUGGAUUGGCUUCAGGCCGCAGCAAGGUCCCAAAUCUCGCCACAGUUCCGGGAGAGGACGGGUCGGUGUCGUCGCCAUUUUAUUUGUGUACAUUGCUUAGUGCCAAUGCGAAGUUAUACUAAAUUCUGGGGAUAGCGCGGAAUACGCUAUCCCCAGGAAUUUUCUAUAUGCUUGAAAGGAGAAAGGCUGAAAUAAUCCCAGAAGAGCGCUAGAAUUUUAAUCUAAUCUAAUCUUUACUCGAGGGAAAAGCAAUAUCUAAAUCUGAUGAUAAUUCUAUUAAACCGUCAAGAAGAAUCUUUACAUCUAAAAAUCCUAAAUCUGAUGAAAUGGGCUAUAUAAACGACCAUGAAAGAAAUUUGCUUUCUUCAAUAGAUCAAGAGCUCAAAAAACUUACUGAAACACCAGAUGUAAAUUACUAUUUAGUAUAGAAUUUCUCAGAGACUGCUGAAUGACAUAAUGUCUCAAAAUUCCAAUGAUGAGCUUGAAAAAGCUAAACUUCAAAGCGAAAAUCAAAAAUUAUGGGGCCCAUAUAUCGUUCUUUUAGACCAACAGAAAAGAUUGCUUGAAGAUAUAUUUAAAGAGGCUGAUACUUUUGACGAUGGGACUGUGCAGAAAUACAUUUAUCUUCAUACAUUAAGGAAUAAUAAAGAUAUCAUAAAAAUACUUCACACAAAUACAAUCCAGAUAUCAGAGGAUAAUUUUUUAAAUCUCGAACAAGCUUUACUUCUCUUGUUGAUUUUUUGCUAUAAAUAAGAUAUUUUUUUUAAAAAAAUAGUCACUUCAGAUUUUUGUUAAUGAAGGAAUUAGAUAUAAUAGAAAAUGAUGGUGAUUUAUAUGAAGAAAUCACCUUUCCGCAGUUUAUGGAAUAUUUCGAUUUAAUUUAUAAAUCUCACAGCCAAUUGACAGGAUGAAUAUCAGAAAGAACAGAAACAUUACUGGAUAACAAAUAUUUAAAAAUUAUAAAAAAUAUUUUUGAUGCUUUGCCGAAUCAUGGUGAUAGAGUUUUAAGGGAAGAAUUUAUUUUUUCUUUAUUUGAUGAUCCCCAAGUGCAAAUAAAAGUAAGCAUCUUAAGGUCUUCUGUGCUGAAUGUCUUGCGGUUAUUAUAGAGGCAAAGAUUAGCAUGAUGCCUCCCGCUGGCCAGCUUAAGGAAGGUGAAACCAAGGAAAAAACAUCCACAGCCUCUGUAACGGCAUGGAAAGAAUCCGCCGAAAAACCGACUGGAUAAUCAAAACCUGACUGGAAUGGCCACAAGUUGACUCCCAAGAUCGCCCAUCCAAACGGCUGCCAAUAUAGCAAACUUAAGCUCAGACUAUAAAGCCAUUUCAACGCCCAAAGUGCGUCGUCGGCAAGGGCAUGCUUUAUCGCCACCGCUAUAUUAAUGACCCCCAGGUGCAAGGAUUUCUAAAACUCAAAGCAAGAGAAGAUAAAGUCACAAAUCAAAUAGAGUCUGUAGAAGAUGUCCUUAAUAGGAUUGAUAAAGAAUCAGCGGAAUUUUUAAAGUGAAACGAUAUCAUCGACUUUUUUUGUUCAAUUGGAGCUCCAAAAAGAACUUUAAAAGAGAAGCUUGAUAUGAUUGACUUUGAGAGAAAAAAAUCUUACAUUAAUUUUAUAGAUCAAUAUGAUAGUCAAAAGAAUCAUAAAAAUGAGGAUAAAAGCAUAGAAAAUAAUCCCCAGAAACCAAAUAAAGCCAACCUUCCACAAAAUAAGAGCUCAUUACCUCAGCCUUAUAAGCUUAGAAAGUCACAAAAAAAAGAUAAAAAAAUAGUAAGAAAUGCUAUAAAAACUGAAAUUUUUAGUCCACAUAACAAAGUUUUAUUAAUAACCCAAAAAUCUGACCUAAAUCAAAAUCUAUUAAAAAUAUCAAGCAACUCAAAAGAAAAAUUAAAAAAUGAAAUGCCAAAACUUGAAAUAAAUAAGUUCAAAGCAAAACCUCCUCCGCUAACAAAUAAUGUGCCAUUGUACAAUCAAAUGGUAAAUCAGCUUGAAUAUCAUAAAAAAUUAAGAAUUGAGUCAGCAGCUAAAAAAUCAUUAGAAGAGGCUAAGUUACCUAUAAAAAGAUACGAAAAAGCUGAGAAUAAGUAUUUCAAGCCUAUACCACGGUCAAAUACAAGAACUAGUAGCAUCAAAACUCAGUCUGUUGUUGAUAAAUUUUGGGAAGAAUUCAAUAGAGACUCAGAAGAAAAACUUGAUAUAGAAGAAGGAAAUUUGCCUAACUCCCCCCCAUCCUUGAUCGAACGGCUUGCCAUCGUUCGAUCAAGGAUGGGGGUUAAAAAAAACAUUUUUUAGGAAAAAAAUUUUAUAUAUAAAAAAAAAAAAUAUAUAUAUUUUUUUUAUAUUUACUUUUAAAUAAGAGGGUUAAGAGUAUUUAAUAAUUUAUUUUACAGCAAAAAUUUGAAUUGAUUUCAUAAAAAUAAUUAUUUUUAAUAUUUUGAUUUAUUAGCCACCCCUUUAAACUUUAUAAAUUUUAAUUUGCUGCUCCUUAUUGAAUUAAAAAUUAUUUUUUUAAAAUUUUAAAAAAUCUCUAUUUUUUUUAGAUUAUUGAGUUUUUAAGCCCAGGCUGAUGACUAAAUCACUUUGAAUGGUUGAUUCCUUACUCCCCCCCCCCCCCUCCGUGAGCGAACAAAACCAUUAGAAAAAUCGCCAUUUUUUGACCAAAAACCCACCCUCCGUGAGUGAACAAAAAUUUUUUUAAUAGAAAAAAUUUUAAUGGAAAAAAAUUUUGAUAUAUAAGUGAUAAUUAGUAUAAUGAAAUCUAGAGCUAAUUCUGUUUAAUUUUAAACAAAUUGCGUUUUAAAACAUAAAUUUUGCAAAUUAAAUUAAUAUUUGCUUCCCAAUUUUUGCAAAUUAGGAUUUUUUUAAAUUUCGAAAAAAAUAUUUUUUAUAAAAUUUAUAUAUAAAUUUUUUUUAAAAAAAAAAAUUAACCCCCUCCGUGAGCGAACAAAAUUUUUUUGUUCGCUCACGGAGAGGGGGGGGGGAGUUAGAUUUUUGUCGUCUCAAAGUCUCUGAAAACAACUUCAUUAUGUACAUCUUUCAAAGCUUCUAAUAACUAAUAUAUUUUUAUAUAUAUAAAAAUUUGCAUGAUAUGAAAAUCGUUCGAUCAAGGAUGGGUUAAUUUCCCCCAAUUUUUUAUGAAUUUUUACAGUCAAUCGUUCGAUCAAGGAUGGGGGGAGUAAAAUAAAAGCUAUGCCAAAUAUUGACAAAUCAAAAGGGGUGAUUUUAAAUGGUUUUGAGUCUAUGCUACAGCAUAAUGAUUAUAAAAACUCAGACUCCUUAUCAAGCAUAAAACACUUGCUAGGAGAAAGUGGAAAAGAGCAGCUUGAAAUGAGCAAAAACACAGAGUAUUCUCAAGAAAAUCAAUGAAUAAAAACUAAAAAUGAAAUAGACAAGCAAAGACUGACAAAACGAAUAAAUCAUCCACCUCUAACCAGCGACUUGCUCUCCAGCUUAUAUGAUACUAGCAAACCUACAAAUUUCAUCACAACUAUCAAACAAAAAAUGAUAAAUCGUGGAAUCCAACGAGAAAAAAUAGUAGGAGAAGUUACUGGGCUUGAAUAUGUUUACGCAGAAGAUCUUGUAUAA